UAACACGAACACAAAAACAAACAAAUACACAAUAAAAAAAUAAUAAUAAAUAAAUAAAAAACCUAUUCAACUCAACCACCCAUCUCAUCCCAUUAUCCAUUCUGUUCUCUCCUAGCGUUUCAUCUUUUACACAUCAAGUGGUACCAUGGUACUUUUAUUUCACAUGUGAAAAAUAUUCUUGAAGAAAAAUAAUAUACGUACCUCGCCAGAAUACAAAAUCAAACAAACAUACAUAUAUUUAACAAAAAAAAUAUAUAUAUUUAUCUAUUAAACUCAACCAUUAAUCCUUUAUAAUCUUAUCCCUAUCUGUUAUUCUUAUUCAUCUGCAUUUUCAACUUUUUCUCCUUCAGUUUCUGAAUUGGUAGUAAUACUUACUCUAAUAAUGGCGGAACCAACAUGGGAAGAACUCCUUGGACACAACAACUGGGAAGGCAUUCUCAACCCUCUAAACCUCAAACUCCGGCAACUCCUCCUCCGCUGCGGCGACUUCUGCCAAGUCACUUACGACUCCUUCAACAGCGACCAAAACUCCAAGUACUGCGGUGCUUGCCGCUACGGCAAGUCCUCUCUGUUCAGCAAAGUAUUUCUCCAAAACGGCACCGACUACGACGUCGUUUCCUACCUCUACGCCACAGCUAGAAUUAGAGUCCCUGAGGCCAUCUUACUCCGUUCCCGCUCCCGCGAAUCAUGGGACCGAGAGUCCAAUUGGAUGGGCUACGUGGCAGUAACGACAGACACGGUCAGCAAAGCCCUUGGCCGCAGAGAAAUCUACGUGGCAUGGCGUGGCACAAUCAGAGACUACGAGUGGAUCAACGUGUUGGGAGCUGAUCCAGAGUCUGCCAAGCCUUUGUUGAGUAGUGAAGAUGAAGAUGAUGAAAAGAAUCAAGCUCGGGUCAUGAGAGGUUGGCUUACCAUAUAUACAUCGGACAAUCCAAAUUCCCCAUUCGUGAAAACAAGCGCACGAGUUCAACUUUCGACCAUAAUCAAGAGCUUGAUAAACAAGUACAGAGACGAGAAACUGAGCGUAGUUAUCGCCGGGCAUAGUCUGGGGGCCAGUCUGGCUGUUAUAAGCGCAUUUGAUAUAGUUGAAAACGGCGUCGUUCCAAAGGAAAUUCCAGUCUCUGCUUUUGUCUUCGGAUGCCCUCAAGUGGGGAACAGAGAGUUUAGAGAAAGGGUGGAAAGUCAUCAAAAUCUUAAGAUUCUCCACACAAGGAACACCAUUGACCUCAUAACAUUGUAUCCAGGGCCACUGCUUGGGUACGUGGAUAUUGGGACCGAGCUGCGGAUUGAUUCUAGAAAGUCAGAGUACUUGAAGGCGUCGAUGGUGCCAGGAGACUGGCACAACUUGCAGGGGAUUUUGCAUGUGGUGGCGGGUUGGAAUGGGAAAGAUGAGGAGUUUGAGCUGAGAGUGGAGAGGAGCUUGGCAUUUGUGAACAAGUCUUCGGGGUUUCUCAAGGAUGAUUACUUGAUUCCAGAUUCCUGGUGGGUUGAGAAGAAUAAAGGGAUGGUAUUUGAUCAAGCUAGUGGGGACUGGGUUUUAACUUCACCUGGUGAUGAAGAUUUGCCUGUGCCUGAGUUUUGACUUUUAAGUAGUAGUAACGCCAUCUACGGUCUACCUUUAUUUUUGUUUGUUCUCAAAACUUGUAUUAAUUCUAAAUCUCUGCCACCCACCAGAAAAGCCACGCCCCAUGUGAGAUACAAAUGUUAAUGUUGCUUAAGAAGCUGUUGGAUUGUUUGAAUGCUUUUUAUUAGUAAAUUAAUAUUUUUUGGCUUUA
Molecule: messenger RNA, 1775 nt
Organism: Cannabis sativa
Lineage: Eukaryota; Viridiplantae; Streptophyta; Magnoliopsida; Rosales; Cannabaceae
Product: phospholipase A1-IIdelta
Exons: 1
Coding region: 383-1582 (399 amino acids)
Biological process (GO): lipid metabolic process
Molecular function (GO): glycerophospholipid phospholipase A1 activity
Source: RefSeq, a predicted model, not a curated record